Molecule: messenger RNA, 3751 nt
Organism: Cyclopterus lumpus (lumpfish)
Lineage: Eukaryota; Metazoa; Chordata; Actinopteri; Perciformes; Cyclopteridae
Product: FERM, ARHGEF and pleckstrin domain-containing protein 1-like
Exons: 27
Coding region: 321-3119 (932 amino acids)
Cellular component (GO): cytoskeleton
Molecular function (GO): guanyl-nucleotide exchange factor activity; cytoskeletal protein binding
Source: RefSeq, a predicted model, not a curated record
CACACACACACACACACACACGCACACACACUUUUCCUGCGGUGUUGUGGUUGUUUCCGAACACUCCCAGCUGAGCAUCAGCCUCCAGCUAUUCAUUACACAAAACACAAACCUGAAGCCGAGACCUCUCGUCAAGGUCAAAGGUCAGGCGCUCGUUAGGCAAGGGGGUGCUCGUUAGAGGAAGUGGCGUCUCUCACCUUCCCCGCCAGCUUUAGUUACAGCAACGCUCCCCCGGCAAAGUGCUGUUUGACCUGGUCUGUGUGCAUCUCAACCUGGCAGAGGGAGACUACUUUGGACUGGAGUACCAGGACCAGCGCAAGAUGACGGUGUGGCUGGACCUGCUGAAGCCGACGCUGAAACAGAUCCGACGGCCUAAGAACACCAUCCUUCGCUUCGUGGUGAAGUUCUUCCCUCCGGACCACACGCAGCUGCUGGAGGAGCUGACUCGGUAUCUGUUCGCCCUGCAGAUAAAACGUGACCUGGCCUGCGGUCGCCUCAUCUGCAACGACACCAGCGCCGCUCUCAUGGUGUCCCACAUCAUUCAGUCCGAGAUCGGAGAUUUUGACGAGACUCAGAGCUGGCAGCAUCUCCUCCACAAUAAGUACCUGCCGGACCAGGACGCCAUCAGAGACAAGAUCACCGACUGCCACCGCAAGCAUGUCGGGCAGACUCCGGCAGAGUCCGACUACCAGCUGCUGGAAAUCGCCCGGCGGUUGGAGAUGUACGGCGUCCGUCUGCACCCGGCCAAGGACCGAGAGGGCACCAAGCUCAGCCUGGCUGUGGCGCACAUCGGCGUGCUGGUGUUUCAGGGGUACACAAAGAUCAACGCCUUCAACUGGUCCAAGGUUCGCAAGCUCAGCUUCAAACGGAAAAGGUUCCUGAUCAAGCUGCGAGCCGACCCCGCACAGAGUGCCCACCACGACACGCUGGAGUUCGCCAUGGCCAGCAGGGAUUGCUGUAAGGUCUUCUGGAAGAUCUGCGUCGAGUACCACGCCUUCUUCAGGCUCUUCGAGGAGCCCAAGCCCAAACCCAAACCCAUCCUCUUCACCAGAGGGUCCUCAUUCCGGUUCAGCGGUCGAACCCAGAAGCAGAUCAUCGACUACGUGAAAGACUCGGAGCUCAAGAAGCUCCCAUUUGAAAGGAAGCACAGUAAGAUCCUGUCCCACAGCGGCAUGCCGCCUCAGUCUUCGUCCUUCAGAUCACAAGUGCCAAAAGAGAGCGCCAUGUCUGUGCAGCCAGCAGACCAGCCGGACUCGACCAGGCUGGGCCAUCGAGCUGAAUCCAACGGCUCAGAGGAGCCGCCGGCAUCCACGUCGACCGCCAACGGCUUCCACGAUGCGGCGCCCGGCUCGGACCCGAUUCCGUCCCGACAGAACCACCACCGCACCGGAUCGGCGCCGGACCCGCACUUCCUCAACCCAGAAAGCCCCGGUUCGGAGGACUCUCCGGCUGGAAGUCCCCGCGUGGUCAUCAACGGCGCCGGCGACCCGGGUCCGAGUCCCGAGGGUCGGCAUCUACCGCCUCUCACCAGCCCGCUGCUCACCGACGCCGGAUGCGUCCGCAACGAUGACGAAGAAGAGGCGAGGAGGAAGAAGUUUCCCACAGACAAGGCGUACUUCAUCGCCAAGGAGCUGCUGACCACAGAGCGGACCUACCUCAACGACCUGCAGGUCAUCACACAGGCCUUCCACGGCGCCGCGGGGAAGGACGAGGCCUUCCCGGACUCCGUGAAGAACCUGAUCUCCGCCAGCUACGACCCGGUCCACAGGUUCCACCAGGACUUCCUCAAAGAGGUGGAGCAGCGGCUGGCUCAGUGGGAGGGGCGCUCUAAUGCCCACAUUAAGGGAGACUAUCAACGCAUCGGGGACAUCCUCCUGAAGAACAUUCAGGGUCUGAGGCAGCUGACGGUUCAUCUCCAGAAGCAUUCCGAGUGCCUGGUCGAGCUGGAACGGGUCUGCAGGUCCAGUCGGAAGGCCGAGGCCGUGUGCCGAGACUUCGAGCAGCAGAGGGUUUGCUACCUGCCGCUCAACAUCUUCCUCCUGCGUCCUCUCCACCGCCUGCUGCACUACAAGCUCAUCCUGGAGAGGCUCUGCAAGCACUACCCGCCCACCCACGAGGACUUCAGGGACUGCAGAGCGACCCUGGCGGACAUCUCCGAGAUGGUGCUGCAGCUGCAAGGCACCAUGAUGAAGAUGGAGAACUUCCAGAAGCUUCUCGAGCUGAAGAAAGAUCUGACCGGCAUCGACAACCUGGCCAUCCCCGGGAGGGAGUUCAUCCGGCUCGGUUGCCUCAGCAAGCUCUCAGGGAAGGGCCUUCAGCAGAGGAUGUUCUUCCUGUUCAGCGACUCGCUGGUGUACACCAGUCGAGGAAUGACCCCGUCCAACCAGUUCAAAGUUCACGGCCAGCUGCCCUUGUACGGCAUGACGAUCAGAGAAAGUGAGGAGGAGUGGGGGGUCCCUCACUCCUUCACCUUGUUUGGACCACGCCAGUCUGUGGUGGUGGCAGCCAGCUGUGCGUCAGAGAUGGAGCGCUGGGUGGAGGACAUCAGGAUGGCCAUCGACCUGGCGGAGCAGAGCAGCAGCCCGGACGCCGACCUGCUGCCCACCGGCUUGUCUGACCACAAGCUGUCGGAGGACGGUGGAGCCGAGCUGGAGUCGGAGGAGGAGCUCUGUGGCUCGCGCUCGUCUCUGGAGCGCCAGGGUCACCGCGGCAACACCACCGUGCACGUCUGCUGGCACCGCAACACCAGCGUGUCCAUGGUGGACUUCAGUGUCGCCGUGGAGAACCAGCUGUCGGGCAACCUGCUGAGGAAGUUUAAGAACAGUAACGGCUGGCAGAAGCUCUGGGUGGUCUUCACCAACUUCAGCCUGUUCUUCUACAAGUCCCACCAGGACGACUACCCUCUGGCCAGCCUCCCCCUGCUGGGCUACUCCGUCACCGUGCCGGCCGAGUCCGAGAACAUCCACAAGGACUACGUCUUCAAGCUCCACUUCAAAUCCCACGUCUACUACUUCCGCUCGGAGAGCGAGUACGCCUUCGAAAGGUGGAUGGAGGUGAUCCGCAGCGCCACCUGCUCGGCCAGCCGCCCCGCGCCGAGCACCAGGAAGGAGCUUUACUGAGGACCUCGGACUGCACACACACACUCACACACACACACACACACACACAGGGUCGCUUCUCAUGCCUCUGGAGAGCUGCCCCCCCCCCUCACACACACCUUCCCCUCUUACUCCACCUUCUGCACUGCGAGUGUCUGCGUCCGGUCUUCCUUUUUUAAAAUCUGGUUGUGUUCGUGCCAUCGAGUGGAGAUUUAAUAUUCACACAAUAAAUAAAAGAAGGAUUCUAUCUUCAUGAUGAACCUGACUGUCACGGGACUCUCCGGAGGUAUUCGGGACACUGGAGCACGAGUUAGUGCACAGUGUUGUUUUAUUGCAUCGUAUAUAUUUGUAAAACGUGUAUUAAUGAGACAUAAACCCAGAUUUUAAACUUCCAAAUAUAAUUCGAUGGAUUCAACGUGACGCCAGUUUGGUCACAAUUAGAAAACAUCCAUCUUUUUGCAAGGCGACUUUAUUUUGUACAGUACUUUGAUACACUGUGAAAUGUUUUCUUGUUGUUGUUGUUGUUUUUCAUGUUCCCAGUGGCUUUUGUUUAAAAAGGGACAAAUGGCUUCCAAACUUGCCAACAGAGAUUUCACUGGUUUGCCAAAUCUUUUCUCUUCUUUCACUCUUCUUAAAUAAAGAUAUGAACAGAU